CUAGUAGGACAGUGUCGAAUAAGGUACCAACACACCGGAGGCCCCAAACGAUCACUCUGUCUAGUUCCCUCAUACUAACCGACCAUGCCACCAAAAAUCGACCCCAAUGAGAUCAAGAUCAUUUACUUGAGAGCUACCGGUGGAGAGGUUGGUGCCUCAUCCGCCCUGGCCCCCAAGAUUGGUCCGCUUGGUCUCUCCCCCAAGAAGGUCGGUGAAGAUAUCGCCAAGGCCACCGGAGAUUGGAAAGGUCUCAGGGUCACCGUCCAGCUGACCAUCCAAAACCGUCAAGCCGCCGUUGCCGUCGUACCUUCCGCCUCAUCUUUGGUCAUCAAGGCACUCAAAGAGCCACCCCGUGACCGAAAGAAAGAGAAGGGCAUCAAACACAGCGGCAACGUGACGCUUGAUGAAAUCAUCGAGAUUGCGCGCAAGAUGCGAUUCAAAUCGUUGGCCAAGAACCUGGCGGGUACCGUCAAGGAGAUCCUGGGCACUGCCCAAAGUGUCGGUUGUACCGUCGACGGUCGUCCUGCUCACGAUGUCAUCGAAAGCAUCAACGAGGGCGAGACCGAAAUCCCAGAGGAAUGAUCGUCUACAUACUCACUUUCUUACAAUCUCAUCAUUUCUCCUCAAUCUUGCCCGUUUAACGAAUAAAAUACGUUGUCUUCAUCACGUUCCCUGGUUAAUCUUACUUUUCAAAAGGGCGUCAGCCUAUGAAGCACUUGUCAAAAUGUGCCAGCAUUCUCUGCCCGCCCGCGUCAA
Molecule: messenger RNA, 756 nt
Organism: Puccinia graminis f. sp. tritici CRL 75-36-700-3
Lineage: Eukaryota; Fungi; Basidiomycota; Pucciniomycetes; Pucciniales; Pucciniaceae
Product: 60S ribosomal protein L12
Exons: 4
Coding region: 85-582 (165 amino acids)
Biological process (GO): translation
Cellular component (GO): cytosolic large ribosomal subunit; ribosome
Molecular function (GO): large ribosomal subunit rRNA binding; structural constituent of ribosome
Source: RefSeq, a predicted model, not a curated record